AUGCCGGCCGAGCUCCUUGCCGUUGUUGAAAAUGCGGCUGAACGAAACGCGCUGGACGUGGAGAAGAGCGCAAAGGAUAUGGAUGUGCCAGAGCAGCUAGAGUCCAUGCUCACCAUGCGCUUCCUGGGCCAGAGCCAGCUUGCGGAACCUGACGGCACCUGGAAGCGAGGCACCUGGCUGCUGGCCACGUCCACAGCGCAGCCUACCCUGCUGGGCCUGCCCUUUGCCAUGGCGGCCCUGGGCUGGGCUGGCGGCCUUGUGGUGCUGCUCGUGUCGGCAGUGGCCACCAUUUACUGCAACCUGCUGCUGGCGAAGCUGCACGAGCACGGCGGCAAGCGCAAUGGGCUGUACCGCACUCUGGCCAAGCAGAUCAUGGGCGACUGCCCCGUCGGCAACGCGCUGUGGACGGUGGUGGCGGGGGUGGCGCUCAUGGUGCUGACGCAGUGCCCCGACAUGGCGAGGGCAGAGGUGCUGACUGCGGUCACCACAGCCUUCAUGGUCACCUACUCGCUGGCGGCGGUCAUCCUGGCAGGGGUGCAGGGGGGCGGCGAGGGCGCCGACUAUUCCAUCCCCGGCAGCACCAUCAACCGUGUGAUGAACGGCUUCAACGCCAUCGGCAUCGCCGUCUUCGUUUAUGCCAAUAACAUAAUUCCAGAGAUUCAGGCGACCCUGAAGGCCGACCCCAAGACGGGCUCCGCCUACCCGCCCAUGCGGCGCAGCAUCCUGGCUGCCUACUCGCUCGUCACGCCCAUCUACCUGACGGUGGCUGUCGUGGGGUACUGGGCGUACGGCAAUGCCGUGUCGGGCUUCCUGCUCAGCAUGAACACCCACCCCAAGUGGUUGAUCACCAUCCUGAACCUGAUGUGCAUCUUCCAGCUGCUGGUGGGCGAGCAGGCAAGUUACGCCAGCGUGUUUGAGUUUGUGCUGUACGAUUCCUGGGAGCCCAAGCUGGUGCACCGCUACCCGGCCGCCACCUGGCUCCACACCGAGCACCGAAAUGCCGAGGGGCGGCGCCUGCUGGUGCCGUCCCGGCUGUGCAUGGUCCUGGUCAGGGUCCCUUACGUCAUCAUCAUCACGCUCAUCGCCGCCACCUUCCCUUUCUUCGCCCAGUUGAUGGGGCUAAUAGCCAUGGCAGCGCAUGCACCGGGUGGCAGCGCUGCCAUGCUGACCCGCGCCUACCUGGCCCACACCGAUCCCCCUGCCCCGUCUAUGCGAACGCAGGUGGGCCUGACCCCGCUGGUAUUCGUCGUCCCCCCCAUACUCUACCUGAUGGCGCGCGGCGGCGAGGUGUCGGCGGCAGCCUACUGGGCGCAUGUCGGCCUUGCGGUGCUGUUCGCGGCCGUGGGCCUGCUGGCAUCCAUCGGGGCGGUGAGGGGCAUCGUGCUGGCCAUCCAGCAGCACGACUUCUACUCCUGA
Chlorella variabilis is the source of this 1416-nucleotide messenger RNA. RefSeq lists its product as hypothetical. The coding region runs from base 1 to 1416 and encodes 471 amino acids. Lineage: Eukaryota; Viridiplantae; Chlorophyta; Trebouxiophyceae; Chlorellales; Chlorellaceae. The transcript is spliced from 9 exons. The record is from RefSeq and is a predicted model, not a curated record. Gene Ontology annotation, cellular component: plasma membrane.